AAAUGAUGUCAUAAUUAUUGGUUGUGAUGAGAUGCCAAAGCCAAUCAAGGUCUCAAUUGCAAAAAAAGAAAAACCGAAGAGACAUGUAUCUUGGAACAUACAUAAUAAAAUUAAUACUUUGGUCAUUUCACAAAAUGUUGAGAUAAAGAAACAGAAGUAUGGAUGUAUAUUAAAUGUUAAAGCUAGUGUAACUGAGAAGACAAUAACAGAAGUAAAGAAGAAGUAUUGCAAAAACUGCAAGGCAAAUUACCCAAUUGAAAAUAGAGAAUUUUGUGUAAAUAGAGUGGUACCAAAUUGUUUGAGACCAAGUUGUAAAUCCACUAUAAAAGCAAAGAUUAAUAGUAAUAAAACUAAAGUUAUUAAAAAAGUUAAAGAACAAACAAAGAAUGUAUCUAAUGAUUUAUCAAAUAUAUCUUCUUCUCCUCUACAAAAUGAUUGUAUACUUUUGUCACCAAAGGACAACAUAUAUGAAGAUAUAAGUUCAGAAAAUUUUAAUGAUGAUUCAGAUAACAAAAUUGAUGUUCUGAUUGAGAAAUCUGAACUUACAAACAAUGAAAAAGAUCCACAACACCUAUAUGGCAAGCCAUUGAACACUAGUACGCCUAAACAUAUGUUAGAGUUAAUGGAAAAACAAAAUGUUAAUGUGGAUAAAGAUAUCUCCACAGAUCCAUCUAACAAAUUAAUCAUAGUAGUAGAAGAAAGUAAUAUAAUACUAUAACUGAAAUCAGAUGUGAAAUAUUUAAAAUCUUUAAAUUUAAAGUAUUUCCAACAGAUGAAAAGCAAUAUUAAUACCAGAACUUACAGAUUGAAUUAAGAAGGAAUAUCUAGAGAAAAAUCUUGCAUAUUCACCAAAUAUAAGAUAUAUAAGAUGGUACAUAUCUUAAGAAGAUUAUCCAUACCUAUAUUUUUGUAUAUUGUCAAAUUUACUAAACAGAUAUUGGAAUAUUGAACAUAAGAGCCAAGAUUAUAUAUAAUAAUCACUGUUUUACUUAUAUUACUUAUCUACAUUUGAAUA
Messenger RNA from Achroia grisella, 1015 nucleotides. RefSeq lists its product as uncharacterized. The record is from RefSeq and is a predicted model, not a curated record. The transcript has 3 exons. NCBI's taxonomy places the organism in Eukaryota, Metazoa, Arthropoda, Insecta, Lepidoptera, Pyralidae. Bases 32 to 718 code for a protein of 228 amino acids.